AUGGAGGGAAUGUGCUUCCCUUUUCUGUAUUCGAAGUCCUACUGGCGGGAAUAUUUAUGUGUGCUCUGCGUAUCUGGAGGCUGUCGUAGCGAUUCGCGGCUCUAUGAGUUGCGACACGCUACGUUGCGCACUUCGUCCCUCGUCCUCCGUACCUUAGUCCGUCGUCGUAGCGUUCCUUCAUGUCUUCUGAAACGAUGUACCGCUACGAAUGCUGUCCGCCUACACCAUUAG
Necator americanus (New World hookworm) is the source of this 231-nucleotide messenger RNA. RefSeq lists its product as uncharacterized. The record is from RefSeq and is a predicted model, not a curated record. The coding region runs from base 1 to 231 and encodes 76 amino acids. The transcript has 2 exons. Lineage: Eukaryota; Metazoa; Nematoda; Chromadorea; Rhabditida; Ancylostomatidae.